UGUAAAUGCGUGAUUGUGAGCGUGUCAUGGCUGGAAAGAUGGCGGCCUGUGCGUUACGCCGAGGCUUGAUGAGCACUGUCAGUAAAUACAACAAGAAACACGCACACAGAAUACUGAGUGUCGUUAACAAAAGCAGCGGGUUUGAUGUGUUCAGACCGCGGGUACAAUGCCGAGCCUGCGGACUGCCUGGCGGUGUUCAGCAGAGGAGGUUCAUGUCGUCACGGCCUGAAGGGAAGAUUUUGGAGACAGUAGGAAUGUUUGAGGCUGUGAAGCAGCACGGGAAAUAUGAAACGGGACAGCUGUUUCUCCACAGUGUGUUUGGCUACAGAGGCAUCGUCUUGUUUCCCUGGCACGCCCGACUCUAUGACAGAGACAUCACCCCUCCCAUGCCUGAAAGCAAACCUGAGCCUCCGGGAGCCCACGGCUCAAAGGAAGUGAAGGGGAAGACUCACACGUACUACCAAGUCCUGAUUGACACUCGGGACUGUCCUCACAUAUCUCAGAGGUCCCAGACAGAGGCAGUGACGUUUCUGGCCAACCAUGAUGACAGCAGAGCCCUGUACGCUAUCCCAGGUCUGGACUAUGUGAGCCAUGAAGACAUCUUGCCCUAUAACUCUGCCGAGCAGAUCCCCAUCCAGCACGAGCUGUUUGAGCGCUUCCUCAUGUACAACCCUGCCAAAUCUCCUCCGUUCACACCCAGAGACACCCUGAAGGCGUGGCAGGAUAAGAACCACCCCUGGCUGGAGCUCUCAGACGUCCACAGGGAGACCACCGAGAACAUCCGAGUCACCGUCAUCCCCUUCUACAUGGGCAUGAGGGAGGCCCAGAACUCCCAUGUUUACUGGUGGCGGUACUGCAUCCGUCUGGAGAACAUGGGCAACGAGGUGGUUCAGCUUAGAGAGAGGCACUGGAGGAUCUUUAGCCUCUCAGGUACCCUGGAGACCGUCCGGGGACGAGGAGUUGUAGGCAGGGAGCCGGUGUUGUCUAAAGAACAACCAGCCUUUCAGUACAGCAGCCACGUGUCUCUACAAGCCCCCAGUGGUCAUAUGUGGGGGACGUUUCGUAUUGAAAGGACUGAUGGCUCCCAUUUCGAUGUACGCAUUCCUCCUUUCUCCCUGGAGAGCAACAAAGACGACAAAGCGCCCCCCGCUGGCUACACAUUCUAACUGCGAGUAGUCACCUCCCACCUGAGGCCGUGACACGCCGUCAGACCUGUGGUCAAGAAUGGUCCUUCCCUCUGUAACAUCGCCUCAGCCUUCAGCAUAAGACGAGGGAGAGUCGGGUUAUGUGAAGGACGAAUUAAGCAUUUUCUACAUCAUCCAAACGCAGGCCCGCCUUGGCCUUUUCUGUGAGAGUCAAAACAGCAAUGUGUCAUUGAUUAAAUCAUAUAGAGAAAUCUUCACUACAUGUUGUGUGAACAGACACGCACAGUCAAGUGGAGGAGCGUUGAGAGGUGGGGAGGGGGAGUCGAUGUUCCCUUAUGUUGCACAUGUUGUGCAUCCAACAGCUGAAAUUCUGAGCAGGUUGUUUUUAUUUCCUGCUGCGCUCUGGGUUCAUGAAAAGAGCCACAGCUCCAGCUGAGCUUCAUACCGAGGCCUCAGUUGGUAAGUAAGCCAUCACUUAAACUAUAUGUUACAAACUCCUCUUUGAAAUUAUUGUUUGAAUUUAUGAAAACACGACUCACGACUUUUAUCCCAGACCUUGUUUUACUGUCAUGUUUUUAAUUAUGCCCCAUCACAGUUUAGUUAUGUCAGACCUCUGGGCCGCUUAUGAGAGGGAAAUGAGAUGGAUUGUGAGCUGCUUAUAGUGCUGAAGUUAGUGUUUUACAACAUUAUAACGCAGUGGGUGGAAUAAGGUUUGACACUCAUCAAAAGAAAAGACUUUAAUGUCCAAAUGAAAUGAAACCUCUACAAAUAAUCUUGAUUUAAAAUCAAACGAGAUCUUUUUAUAUUCAACCUCAUGUCAUUUACUAGAUGCAUCUUCGGCGGUCUCCCUCAGUAGGUGCCCUCUCAUUAGUCCUAUUCUCUUGAUCAAUGCUUCCAAAACUGGUAAUUCUAUCCGCAUGUGAUUCAAUGGUGUGAAAGAUCAAACUAAAAGUCAUUAGGGGGCUGAAUACUUUUGAGUAGUGAACUGUAUGUGUUGACAGACAAAUAAGAAUCCCUUCUUUGCUGGAGGGAAAGGAGGAGAGUCAGGUCUUAGUAGGCUUUGAAUAACAAAUGCAGCACACCAUAAAGUAAUUAAACCGUGUGUGUGUGUGUGUGUGUGUGUGUGUGUGUGUGUGUGUGCGCGCGCGCGUGUGCACGUUAUUUAUUCUCUGCUCUCUGUAAAAACCAGAAUGAAGUCUUCAUCCUGUACACACAUGCUGGGUGUUGUUCGUUAAGGCUGACUGUUUGACUUCACGAGAUCAGUGACCAGAAACGUUCUGAGCCUAGCAUUUCUCUCUAAAGAGAGGAAAGAAAUCUUUUGUUUUUCUAAGUGACUUGAAACAACUAUGAUGGUUGAAAUACUGUAAAUAGAGAUGUAAUUAAAGGCAAAGCAAAUAAAUGAUACCUUUUUGAAAAGUA
Cottoperca gobio is the source of this 2564-nucleotide messenger RNA. RefSeq names its product polymerase (DNA-directed), delta interacting protein 2 (gene poldip2). Gene Ontology annotation, biological process: error-free translesion synthesis. Bases 6 to 1166 code for a protein of 386 amino acids. Gene Ontology annotation, molecular function: DNA binding. The record is from RefSeq and is a predicted model, not a curated record. NCBI's taxonomy places the organism in Eukaryota, Metazoa, Chordata, Actinopteri, Perciformes, Bovichtidae. Gene Ontology annotation, cellular component: nucleus; mitochondrial nucleoid. The transcript has 11 exons.